Molecule: messenger RNA, 1591 nt
Organism: Apis dorsata (giant honeybee)
Lineage: Eukaryota; Metazoa; Arthropoda; Insecta; Hymenoptera; Apidae
Exons: 2
Coding region: 341-1024 (227 amino acids)
Source: RefSeq, a predicted model, not a curated record
UGAAAAAAAAAAAUCGUUUCGAAGAAGAAGACUCGGAUGUGAUUCCACGAGUUUGUCAAAACGGCUAAAAAGUUCGACAAAAUAUAAGCCGUCAUCCCACCGUCGUCCAACGUGCGUAGGUACGCUUGAUUGUUUACACAAUCUAGUAUAUAAGAAGAGUUUGAGAGUUUGACAAUCUCAGUUCACGAUCUCACGCCAAUCGGUAACAUCACUUUAACGAAAUUGUUCCUUUUGGUCAAUUAAUUAUAAUUUCUAAUCUAAUUCAGUGAGUUCGUAUCGUAACUUGUAAGAAAAGUUUCUAAAAGUCUAAUCUAAAUUUCUACAAAUUUCAAUCGCAAAGAUGUUCGCUUCGCGUAGUUAUCUGUUGAUCUCGAUACUCGCUGUUGCAUCUGGUGCACCUAAAACACGAUUCACCAAAUCGAGCACACCAACUUGGUAUUUGCCAUGUGGCGAGAAUCUAGAAAUCGAUAUGAACAGCGAAGAAGAAGCUAACGCGAAUAUAGACGUAAAACCUUAUAUACAGAAGAUUCAGAUUCAGCAUAAAUUGACUCUGAACGAAUAUUUACGUCAAGACUACGAGUACUUGUAUGAAAAGGUACGAAUCGGUGUUAACGAACAUCAAUAUAUUCCGAACUGGGUUCCUGGCAAGAAAGACGUGAACGCAAUCAGAAGGAUCAAGCCCAUCUUAAACUCACAAACGAUCGUGAAUCACUUUCCAAAGUUACACAUCGAUCUUCAGAAGUUUGCAAUAGCUUUCGAGGAAUUGGUGGAAGACGAGACGAAUCCGAAAAUUUAUAAAGCUCUUCGCGCAACGCAGAUCGCCAUAAAGACUAUGCUAUGCGAAGUAGAAAUCACUAUCAUGGAUCUGCCAUAUCUUCAGAUUCCAUCGCGAGUGGAAAGGAGUAUCAUGAGCAACACGGAAAGAGAGCCCGUGGACGAAACUAGAAGACUUGUUCGUGACUGGGGUAUACUUCUCAAAUACAGAGAUUAUCUUCAUGCCUGGAAGCACAUUUUGGAUUAUUGACUAGCGCCAGAAGAAACGUUCGAUAAUAUUAUACGGUAUUCGAAUCCUAUCGCAAAAAUGUCGAUGUUAUUACAUUUGUGACAAUACAGUAUCGAGAAAAACAAUACGAUGAUUGCAACAAAAUUGAUCGAGAAUGUACGACACUUCUCGAGUGACGAUCAAUGAAGAGAAACCAAAUCGUGUCACAAUAUAUGCAUGGUUGGACAUUAUCAAUGGAUACAAUUGUGAUAACAGAAAUUAGAGAUCGUUGCGAAAUGUCUGUACUCAAAUGGCAUCGCAUUAUUUAAUUUAUUUAUUCGUGAAUUUAUUUAUUACGAUCAUUGUGCAUUAGCGUUAGUAUUUAUUAUUUAUUAACGGAAUUAUUUAUUUGUAAUAUUUAUUGAUAUCAAUUGUACCUUUCAAGCUACCUGUUUAAAGACGAUUUGACAACUUGUGAUAAUUAUUUAUUUAAGGAAAUCAUUAUAUUUUCUUGAUAAAUGACUACUGUUAAUAGAUGAGAUUAUUAGACAUCGGUGAAGGACAAUAAUUGAUUUUUAUAUUGUUCAAUAUUAUCGACUAAAUAUCGUA